Manacus vitellinus (golden-collared manakin) is the source of this 531-nucleotide messenger RNA. RefSeq names its product proline rich 29 (gene PRR29). The record is from RefSeq and is a predicted model, not a curated record. The coding region runs from base 1 to 531 and encodes 176 amino acids. The transcript is spliced from 6 exons. NCBI's taxonomy places the organism in Eukaryota, Metazoa, Chordata, Aves, Passeriformes, Pipridae.
AUGCAGCUGGUGCAGGUGGGGGAGAGAUACCUGAGGCCGGGAGCCGUGCCGGUGUCCCCGCAGCCCGUGAUGAUCCUGCAGCAGCUCCCAGGGCCCGGGGCUGUCCUGGCCCCCCCCGCGGGACCCCCGCCCGUCCGGGGAGAUUUAAUCGAGUUGAUGAUGAUUCAAAACUCCCAAAUGCACCAGGUGCUGAUGAACAGCCUGGCUGUGUCGGCACUGACGUCCUUCGGCUUUGGCCCAGCCACUGCCCAGGCACUGGCGAUGCCUUUGCAGACCGAGGAGGAGGAGGAGGAGGAGGAGGCUGUGGUUUUCCACCAUCACUACAUCCCCUACCCGGGUCCUGUUCCCGUCCCGCCGGGGCUGGACCCGGGGCGGGGUCGGGGUCGGGGGGCUGUGCGGUUCCUGGGCUCGCUGGCUGAGGAUGAGGGCAGUGCAGUGCCCCCUCCUCCACCCCCCAGUGCCACGGGGACAGUGGGACCCAACAUCCCGCCAGCAUCAGAGUACUACAGUGUGCUGGAGGAGAGGCUGUGA